Quercus robur (English oak) is the source of this 1825-nucleotide messenger RNA. Its product is annotated as esterase-like. Gene Ontology annotation, molecular function: hydrolase activity, acting on ester bonds. Bases 427 to 1473 code for a protein of 348 amino acids. The transcript is spliced from 5 exons. NCBI's taxonomy places the organism in Eukaryota, Viridiplantae, Streptophyta, Magnoliopsida, Fagales, Fagaceae. The record is from RefSeq and is a predicted model, not a curated record.
AACUCUGAGUAUCUGAUUUAGACAUCGGAGGGUCCUUGGUAAGCACCAUCCCGAUGUUAUUAUUCAAGAAGUCUUUCAUAUUUUGCAGGUGGCGUUUGGUCAUCCCUUAUGUCUGGAUGAAGAAUUCAACUGACGAUCGUUGACAUCAUCAAUCACAUUUUAGUAACCUCUACUUACUUCAAAAUAAACAUGAACCGACAGAUAUGGACCAUUGGAUAGACUUCCUAGAAUUUUAAACUAGUCUAAGUUGCAUAAUAUUCAUCAUCACCAGAAUUCAAAGAUGAAAGCGAAGUAUAGGCCUUUGACAGCCUGGAAUAGAUAUAGCCAUAUAGGAUAGGGUAGUGCACUUUUCCUUGCAAUAUAUAUAGACAUCAAACUUUCGUUCUUGGUUUCAAUAUUAUUUGCGUCUCUCUUUCUUUAUCCAAUAUGGAGUCUCCUACCAUUCUCAAGUUCACAAUUUCUCUCCCUUUCUUUUGUAUGCUUUUGUUGUUUGCUUCCACAAUGAAUCCUGUAUUUGGUUUGAAAAGGUGCAACUUUCCAGCGAUUUUUAACUUUGGUGACUCAAAUUCUGACACCGGUGGAUUGUCUGCUUCCCUUAUAACAAUACCACCACCUUAUGGGGAGACCUAUUUUCAGAAACCUGCUGGAAGGGCCUCCGAUGGCCGGCUCAUGAUCGAUUUCAUGGCAAAGAGUCUUGGUCUGCCUUAUCUAAGUGCCUACCUUGAUUCCUUGGGGACCAAUUUCUCACACGGUGCAAAUUUUGCCACUACUGCAUCCACAAUCAGACUACCAACCAAUAUUAUACCUGCUGGUGGAUUUAGUCCCUUCUACCUCCAUAUACAGUACUCACAACAAUUCGUGCAGUUCAAAUCCAGAUCACAAAUGAUUAGGAAAAAAGGAGGAAUAUUUGCAACUUUAAUGCCCAAGGGGGAUUAUUUUUCAAAAGCAUUAUACACAUUCGAUAUCGGCCAGAAUGAUCUUGCUGAGGGGUUCUUUGGUAACAUGACCACAGAGGAAGUCAACGCUUCUAUCCCUGAUAUAGUAAACAAGUUCUCCAUUAAUGUUAAGAAUAUAUAUAAUUUGGGAGCUAGAUCGUUUUGGAUCCAUAACACGGGACCAAUUGGCUGCCUUCCCUAUAUUUUGGCCAGUUUUCCAUCAGUUCAAAGGGACAGCUAUGGUUGCGCAAAGUCUUAUAAUGAUGUAGCUCAAUAUUUCAACCACAAUUUGAAGGAGGCCAUAGUUCAACUCAGGAAGGAUCUUCCAUUAGCUGCAAUCACAUAUGUGGACGUCUACUCUGUCAAGUACUCUCUAUUUACUAAACCAAAGGAAUAUGAUUUGAGCUUCCUCUCGUUGCUUGUUGUGGCUAUGGUGGCAUGUACAAUUAUAGCAGUAGUGUUGGUUGUGGAGGAACAAUCACAGUCAAUGGAAGCCAGAUAUUUGUUGGUUCAAGUGAAUGCCCCUCAGUUAGAGUAAAUUGGGAUGGGGUUCACUAUACAGAGGCUGCGAACAAGUUUGUUUUCGACCAAAUUUCAACCGGAGCCUUUUCAGAUCCACCAAUACCCUUGAAAAUGGCUUGUCACAACAUUUAGAUUCAUAGGCAUAGCUGCACAAGCACCUAUAUAUAAAUCAAAAUAAUCUUGUACUGCAAGUUAUUGUGUACUCUUUAAUUAUCGUCUUCAAUAUAGAUAUUGGCUUAAUUCUGAAAUAGCCUGCUAUGUACUUAGACAGUCCUGUUAUAUAUGUUGCAAAAGUGGAAGCUUUAAUAUCAAUUUGUUGAGAAUAGUGGAGGCAUAAAUAUCUAUUUGUUGUGUGUAUAACCAAAUAA